Messenger RNA from Alexandromys fortis (reed vole), 6277 nucleotides. RefSeq names its product maturin, neural progenitor differentiation regulator homolog (gene Mturn). The transcript is spliced from 4 exons. NCBI's taxonomy places the organism in Eukaryota, Metazoa, Chordata, Mammalia, Rodentia, Cricetidae. Gene Ontology annotation, cellular component: cytoplasm. Gene Ontology annotation, biological process: positive regulation of megakaryocyte differentiation; regulation of signaling. The coding region runs from base 4420 to 4911 and encodes 163 amino acids. The record is from RefSeq and is a predicted model, not a curated record.
CCUCUUUCCUCCUCUAUCUCUGCUUAGAAAUCCUGCCUUGCUCUAUUCUUCCCUGCCAGAGGCCCAAAGCAGCUUCUUUAUUAACCAAUAGUAACAAAGAAUCUUCACAGCAUACAGAGGGGAAUUUCACAUCAGAUAGAGACAGCUGGCUGCCUAGAAAAUCACCCAAGUUUCCUCUGCAAUGUUGGGAUAUCCAUAUUUUGCCUCCAGGCCUAGAAUAUCUGAUAGACUAUUCUAUGGAGCAGGAAUUUUAUAGGACUGGCUGACCUUAUCUUGACUUCCUUUGUGUCCUGCUUAUCCAAUACAGACAGCAUACUGUUAGCAGUCGAGGCAAGGGCAGUUUAUUUUUUAACCAAGAGUCUAGCUUUGCCAAAUUGAAAGCAAACUCUGUAUGGAGGUUCCUCAAUGCCUAUCAUCUUCUCUGAAGUAGAUUGGUGCUUCCAGGAGCAGACUUGUUUCACUGUCAUGAAAUGGGUUAUUAAAAUAUCUUAAAUGCCAUGUUCUGUAGAUCUCUGAAAUGUUUGAAUAUCAUCAAUCUAUCUAAAUUAUAUCUCUGUUUAACCUUGAAGGCAUAUCUAACAUGACUACAAGUUUGAUUGUUAUAGAUGACUAACCACUGGCCUGCAUUUCUUACUUAUCCUAAACAGUUUGUAAUAAUAGCUUUCAAGGACUAGAACUUUGCAUUACAUUUUAAAAUAAACUACAUAGGUACAAUAAGCAAGAGUAGAAACACAUAUACAGUAUAUUAUAACAAAAUAACCCUAAACUUGUAUCAGUAUAAAAAAAACCCACACCAAUGUACAAUAUUUGAGACUAGUAGUUGCUUUUUCUUUUAAAAUUAGAUUCAAUAAUCUACCAUUUUAUCCUGUCAUUUCUAUAUCCCUCCUCCCUUUUCUCACUAGAUAGGAAAGAAAGAUAGAGGAAAGAAAAAGAAAGGAAAUCCUUUAAUCUAAUCUCCUUUGUUUAGUUUCCUCCCUGACCAUGACCAAAAACAACUUGCAACUAGCCUCCCUAAACAAUGACAAACAUCCAUAGCCCACUGAAUAACCAAAAACCAUCCAUCUCACCUCUUGGGAAAGUGGGUGUCAUGUUCUUAAAACUACUUUCUGUAAUCUGGGAGUGAUGGCAUCUUUAGGGGGCCCUGAGAACCUGGGAAAAUGAUCAAGUCCCAGAAGAGAGCUAAGUGAAUCAUUUAUUGUCCGGUCUCUGUGUGAUGGGAAAGUGUAGAGUUUAGCUGAAGGUCUGGCUGGAGUAAUUUGUGAGGCUAGGCCAUCUUAGUAGCUGCUUUGAGGUUUUCCUGUGUGCAGAUUUUUGAGGCAACUACAACAGAGGCAUUCUGAGAGGCUGGCUCACCUGGGCUACUUGUCUUGCACAAGUAUGGAAUAUGCAGCUUGCACACAUCAGCUAAAGAUCAUGGGAUUGUUGACAGCAUUCUCUCCCCUGAGCUUUGUAGACACUCAAUGUAAAUUUCAAAUGAUUCUUUUAAGGAAAUUGUAAUUUUUGUUCGUCUCUCAAUUUCACUUUUCUUCAGACUUUUUUUUAAAGAAAACAAACUUUGGUGCAAAUCUCUGGUUCCCCUCUACUCACGCUCUCCCACCACGUGCACCCUCCAGACUGUGUUUCAGGGGUGCCCUCUCCUCAGUUUGUGUCACUCAGGUGUUGGAUCAGACCACACAUACCUCUACCAACUGUCUGGACAGUGCCCCCCUGACAGGAUGUGGCUGCUUUGGGCUCAGACCAAGGGGGAACAUGGGAACCAGCAUUCUCCACUCCCAGCUCCUCCUGCGGUGGAAAUGCGAGGCUGUGUAGGUGAAGCAGAUUUUUCCAGAGUAGACUCAAUACAUGGACUUGCCAGGUGGGAGUGAGCUGGAGUGAGCUUGUAUGUUAAAGUCAGGCCUGUUCCAAGGAGAAUUAAUAACCCAGAGGCCUGAAGGGCCGCGUGGGUGAAUAGCUGGCUUUCGUCUGAGUGUAGGGUGGGCUCUGCUCCCCCAAACUGAGCUCCCAAGACCUCCCAGCCUGUGGGUAUGCAUCUGCAUUUUCUUUUUUCCCAAUGCACAGCUCCCAAAGCCAGGCGAUAAUUUUUAAAGGCUUCUAAGCAGAAAUAUAUUUCUAAGUACAAUGAAGACUGUUCAAUUCUAUGCUCAUGGAUAGUAAUAAACGUUCAUUUCCUUCUGCUUCCAGACAAUAGUAACAGGCUCAUGGGAACACAAGGAAAAGGUGUUCUAUAGGCCCUGAAGUUCCUUCACCCUCGGACAACACAAAAGGCCAGGCUGAAGCUCUGAAGUGGACACAGGCCUGACCUCGGGCCUGGAAUACUUGGACUGCCCCUCCCCCCAGACCAGCCCAAGGAGGUGAGGCUUGAUGAAGGCUGAUAAUCUUAUCUAAGCAAAGGCCACUUUUCCAGGCAUCUAGGGAAAGGAGGUUCAAGUAAAACACUUUCUGGAGCAGAUUUGGACUAUGAUUUAUGGACAAGCUGUGAACCACCCAGUAUGUAAUCAAAGCAGAACUGCUUCCAGGCUUUCCUUUCUCCACCUGUGCCUCUCCAGGAAGGGUGACUUUGCCCUCCAGAUUAGAACAUAGUUAGACGUCAGAGCCAGGUAAAAUUGGAAGGAUGCUUGAGAUACCUUGUGCUGCCCACUUUGCAACUUUGUAAUAGUAUAUUCCACAUAGCUUUUUACUGAAGUUUUGUAAUUGUUCUUCCUGACUCUUUCAUUUCCCCCUCUAUUUGUUUCUAUUACUAUGAGAGAAAUUGAAACAAACUUAGCAACUUAAAACACCCCUUUAGUGGUCAUCAGUUCUGGGAGCCGAGAGUGCAGCUCAGUCAUGCACAAAGGGCAUCUUGGCUCAGGGUUUCUCAAAAGUGAAUCUGUGGCAUUAGCCAGGCACAGUUCUCUCUGGAAACUUUGAGAGAAAGUCAGUUUCAGCUCAUUCAUGCAGUCUGCUUUCUCACUGGCUGUUGGCUAGGAUUGCUCUUAGCACCUGUUCCAAGCCAGGUGCCCACCCCCAUUCCUAGUGAUGAACCCAUGGCAGAGAUAUUCCCCAGGAAGUACCCAGCACAUGUGAAGUGCCUUAAGUGCCUCUGCAAAAUUACAGACCAGCACCUAGAUUAGUAUCUGACAAGAUAAUUGGUGGGCGUGUGUACACCCAGGGGGACAGAAAUCUUAGGGGUCAUUUAGGUUCUGUGUAGAGCAGUAUGCUUUUUUAGGGCAAAGCUGUGACUCAUGCAUCUUUGGUACACAACAGAUGCUCCACAGUUACUGAACUAAACUGGUUUCAAGGAAGACAGGGGGAAUCAGGAAAUUGUUUUACAUGGUCAAGUUCUAGACAAGCUAAGGAAAAGAUCCAGACAGCUGUGUUUUGCACGAUGCCUUUGGGCUUCAGUUGACUAAGGGAAGUCAAGAGAAAGAAAAAUUCCUGCCCCGGAAAUGAUCUAAGCAGUUAACUGUGGGACAACACCUCUGAGCUUUCGGGAAUAAGAGGUGCGUUAGCUGGACUUGGCUAGACGGCCAGUUCGCUUAGGCCGUGGCCUAGCACUCAUGUCCACAGCCUCAGCUAGCAAGCCUCCUGGGUCUGUAGGCCCACUUUAAAAACAACCACGGAUGGCCAUUUAUAGAAUGGAUGCUAUUUCAUGUGUCCCUUCAAGUGCAAGGACUCUUGCACUUCCUGCGGUCCAAUGUGUCUCUUGAGCACGCAGCAUCCAGAACAAUCAACAGGUGUAGUCAAUGGUCAGGCCACAUGCUUUCCAAUGAGCUGGGAUCAGUGUAUACAGAGCUUGCCUGUAUAGGAAAAGGACGACUCUAGAUUCAAUCUUUAGGAACUCAAAAUGCAAAACAAUGCCCCAACUCCCGAAAAUCAACAAUCAAAACAAUCGUUGGUCAUUCUAGGACACUCAACAUAAGUUUGGGCCGAAUCAUAGUAAAGGUAUUUCUAAAAAGCACAUCUUCCUCCCAAAUCAGUCUAGAAAACACAUUCAGGGUUCCUUGGAGGGCCGAAUUUUGAUUUCUGUAGAUAGCAAAGCUGUUUUCCUAGGCUCUCGCAGCACCUCUACCAUCCACCCUGGCAAGGGCCAAUCUGUCUGUAGUUCUGGGAGCGACUCAGACGCUGGGGUAAGACUACUACACUGGCUCCACACCAAGGGUCCGGAGCCAGCUCCGCCCCACCCCGCCACCACCUGCGGAGAUGGGCGACCCGCCCAUAUCCUGACGUCACCGAACUCCGGGCAGCGCCGGGUCGGGCUCCGGGGAUUGGUCAAGGCUCGUGACGUCACGAUCCCGGGGCGGCCCCGGGCUGGCGGGGCCCCCGGGUGCUUGGGUUCCUUUCAAGACGGGCGGCGGGGGUGGGGGCGGGGCGGAGGCGGAGCGGGCGGUGUAAACAGACCCGGGAGCCGCGAGCCCCGGAGGAGGCGCGGGUGGCGCCGCCAUGGACUUCCAGCAGCUGGCAGAUGUCGCGGAGAAGUGGUGUUCCAGCACACCCUUCGAGCUCAUCGCCGCCGAGGAGACCGAGCGCAGGAUGGACUUCUAUGCCGACCCGGGCGUAUCCUUCUACGUGCUGUGUCCGGACAACGGCAGCAGCGACAGUUUUCACGUGUGGAGCGAGAGCGAGGACUGCCUGCCCUUCCUGCAGCUCGCUCAGGACUACAUCUCUUCCUGCGGCAAGAAGACGCUCCAUGAAAUCUUGGAAAAAGUCUUCAAGUCCUUCCGACCUCUGCUGGGGCUUCCAGAUGAAGACGACGCCUUUGAAGAUUACAGUGCCGAUGUGGAGGAGGAGCCAGAGGCGGACCACCCCCAGAUGGGGGGGACCUUGCUGAGGAAAAGCAUGACAGAGGAGAAAUGCAGCCUGCACUUUUUAUGUCCCUUUGACGUGUCCGUAAGUGAAAGGUCUUGCUUAGGAAGCAUGAGUUUUACUAUCUAGUUGUGAACUGCGCAAGCGCAGAUGCCGAGGGUGAGGGCGGCUGAGCUCCUUGGAGAGUUUCUCCACUGUUAGAUUGGUUACCUGAGCAUGUAGCGGCCAGCCACUGGUCAGUGUAAAUGUUCCGCGGUUGUUUGAUCGUUUUAAAACGUGCUAAGUCCAAAGCCUCUUUUAAAUUCUCAUAGUGGAAAGUAUAGAUGGGGUGAAAGAUGUAAGUUAUUGAUUUCUUAAAACUGAUUCUAAGCCUGCAUAUGAAAUGAAACCUUCACCUUCUCUCUUAUGAUGAGACGGCAACUUGUUAAAUCAUGAAAACAACCAGAAUCCGAGUAAGUGACCCUUAAGCUUUGAAGCCAUAGAUGAAAUCUAAUAGGAAAAUAAACCAGGAAAAAAAUUAGAUAUAAUGAAAUCCUUUCCUUUCCUAAUCUUUUAUUCUUUAGAGAAUGUCAAGGAAAGGCUCCCAGUGAGUUAUUUUAUUUAAAAUGAUAAUGAAAUACGCUAGUGAAGCGCCAUGCAGUGAAAUCGUAAAGUGAUGUGAACGUGGGAGUCAUAAUUAGGGGGUUACUUAGUUAAAAAGAGGAUGUUUUUGAUGAUCAGGACACACAGACAACUCUCAGAAGUAACUGCUGGCAUCCUUUUACCAGUAAGUACCAGGACAUUCUCUAAAUGCCAUCGCGAGACCCUCCCAUGUCUUGGGUUCUCAUAACUUAGGAUGCAAGAACUCCCUUCACAGCCCUUGACUCCUCCGUGCAUCCAGGGUGGGAAUGUUGUGCGUGCGUGCACACGCACACACAGACACACACGAACACACACAUGCAACCUGAUUAUGUUAUCAGCAUUUUAAACCCAAACCAAACCCACCAUCGCAGAAGCUUGUGUACAUGGUAUGGUAGCCGUGUCCGGGCAUUUUGCUUAACCGCCAUGAAGGGUCUCAUUCCUUGGUGUGCUGCAGAGUUUAGUUGCUGGGUGAUGGCACAUUGUGGAUUCCAUCUGUACUUUUCUACCUGUGUUUUUAUUUUCCCUUGAAGUCGCCCAUUGGCACAGUUAGACUUAGUACUCCUUCCAGGGUGUGAGGUCCAGUCCUGUCCAUGUUCCCUCUGCCAUGUCUGCUCAUCGUUGGGAGACUUGAGCUCUCUGUCUUGGGGAUACGGUCCAGGGCAGGUGACUUCCCUUUAAACAUAAUAGGCCACACAAAUAAAUGACUUUUGGAGGUAAAAUGAAGACACCUGAGCAGUUUGCUCCAUCAUGAGGUAACCUGGAAUUUUAUACAGAGGCUUCAAAUCUAAAUUAACGUAUCUUCGAACGUUAAUAUAAGAUGGGUUUUUAUGAAAAACGUAUUUGAACUUUGACCAAAUAUACUUGGUAUCAAUCA